Messenger RNA from Grosmannia clavigera kw1407, 1692 nucleotides. RefSeq lists its product as uncharacterized. The transcript has a single exon. Bases 1 to 1692 code for a protein of 563 amino acids. Lineage: Eukaryota; Fungi; Ascomycota; Sordariomycetes; Ophiostomatales; Ophiostomataceae. The record is from RefSeq and is a predicted model, not a curated record.
AUGGCUCCGCCACAUAGCAUUUUGGCCGUGGCUGGCACCCUGGCCAUAUUCUCAACUUCGGCCUUGAUAGCUCUCCUUGCCAUUCUCGCGCACCAACUAGAAUACCUUUCAACAUCCACAACACGUAUCAUUGCGAUUGUUUCAGCAAUUAGCGAAGGACUAGUGCUUCUCAUCUUCCUUGCCUAUCUCACAUACUUCAUCUGGAGCAGCAUACGGAGACAAGCAGCUCAAUGCAGCGUCAACGAAAAGCAGCUGCAAAAGCCAUUACAGCAGCCGGGUGGCCACUGGUUCAGUCUCAGCAUCCUUCUUUGCACAGUGGCUGCCGCCAUUUCUGUUGCUGCCCUUGUCAAUCUCAGCAAGUUCACCGGCACUCUACCACCGACAUUGUUCGGAUCUGGAGCGGUUCCCUUCCUCGCCGGAGCAUCGGUUACGUUGUCUGUUUGCUAUACUGCCCAAUUGCUCUUCUUGAUCGCGCAAUAUAUAGCUGUCCGUGCGCUGUCGACAGAGGAGACUACCGAGCUGUCUCGAGCUGCGGAAUUUUAUAAGCAAGACGAUGCCAGCAACCGGCCCCCAACUACCAGCACGCGGAUUUCGCCGUCCAUCCGUGUCAAGGGGAUCCGCUACAGUCAGACAUUGGCCCCGACUCCGCCGGCGAGCCGAAGGGGGGGUAUAGCCGCCCUGACAGGGGACAUACGCUCGCCACCUGGUUCAAGCGAUGGUCGCUCGGCGGCGGAGACUUUUGAUUCCCUGCGGUCAUCGCUGUCCAAUGCUGUCCGUCCCUUCUCCUCCAGGACACGACUGCUGGCUAGCAGCUCCGGCAGCCUUCAGUCACUCCGGACCUUGCCUUCUUACAACAACUCGUCUUCGCCCCGUCGUGACCGCGAGUCGAGCGCAAGCGUCGAAGACGACUUUGACUCGUGGGACACGUCUUCUGUCUCGCCGCAAAACCGUCAGGCCGUGCUGGAAAGCUCGAUGUCGCCCAUCCCGGCCAGCCGGUUUCUCGAGACGAUCCCAGCCAGUCCAACUGCGAGCCGCUGUCCCAGUCCGGGCGCACCACUGGACCUCGCAGGUCCCCCACGGACUCGUCGGCGCAGCCGGAGCUAUAGUCCGGUGCCUAGGUCGGUGCCCAGGUCGACAUCGACAACAUCGCUAUCGAGCGGAUAUGUGGUGGCUCCGGGAACGCGCGCACGCUCGCACUCGCUCUCGCCGGCCAACGAGGCACAUAUCCACCCGCUGUUCCGGUCAGACUCGCCGACUCCACCACCCGCCGUCAGCGCCGGCACCGUGGUGACGGCUGCGCCCAAUGCCGGCCAGAUGCUCGCGACUGACGUGCAGAGCUUGCGGACGUUUAACCGGAUACGGAGCGGCAGCCUUCCGGUGGUGUCGAGCCCGCUGAGCCGGCAGGGCAGCUUUGACGAUUUUGCAGUCAAGAGGGCGCUUGCUGGCAGCCCCAGCGCACUAGGCGACAAUGGAGGUGGUGGCAUCGCCCGGGGUCGGCCGCUGGCCAGCGACAUGCUGCACGACAAGGAGGAGGAGGUGGACGAGGAGGUGGGGACACGUGAGAAGCAGCUCCGCUUGGCCGAGCGCAAUAUGACGCCGCCGAUUCCGGACUGGAUUCUGAGCGCAGGAACGCGAACAAGCCUAUCGGGUUACGAGAGCCGGAAUUCCCGACUGGAGAACGAGGCAUCAUGA